Messenger RNA from Doryrhamphus excisus (bluestripe pipefish), 1675 nucleotides. Lineage: Eukaryota; Metazoa; Chordata; Actinopteri; Syngnathiformes; Syngnathidae. The record is from RefSeq and is a predicted model, not a curated record.
CCCUCCUCCACCCCCCCAUGUCACGGCCACUGUGACAGACAGACGCGGCGGGGCAACGUUUCACUGACAGCUCAGUCCCUCAACACACCGGCAGGACAGCAAGUCACAAAAAAGAAAGACGAACAAACUUGCAAACUUUGAAAAAAGAUCAAGUCGGUAGUGGAGAUACAAGUCCACAUCCCAUUUGAAAUCUUGGGUAUGCUGGAGCCUAUCCCAGCUGUCUUCAGGCGAGAGGUGGGGUACACCCUGGACUGGUCCGCCAGCCAAUCGCAGAUGUGGCAUCAAAUAAUACAGUUUCAGUUUCACAGAUGAAGAUGAACGGCUGUCAUCGAAGUGACUUGGAAGGCAUGCCAGGUGAUUCCACUGUGAUGGAGGUCGAUUCCCAGCAGACCCAGUGACCCCCAUCGGUGUCAGCCGCACCGAAUGUGCAACAGCAACGCUCCAAACCUUCGUUCUUUUCAACCAGGUUUCCAGUAUGUUCCACCGGAGGUGCCGGCCCGUCCGUCUGAUUAGUGCCUGCCUGGUGGUGUCGGUGGUCAUGCUUUGCUGGGAGAACACAGCCGUGAACCACGUUAAGUCGUACUCCUUCCGCUUCCUGGUCGACCACUUCAGCCACAUCAACAAAAGCCUCACCAUCACACGGGAACAAGCCCAGAGGUUCAGCAACUUCCGCAAUCUGUUGGAUCACCCGGAAAAAUGCGCCGGUGAGGAUGUUCUCCUCCUGGUUUUUGUCAAAACGUCUCCUUGGAACAUUGUCAGGCGUGAUGCCAUCAGGUCUACAUGGGGAAAUGAGACCUACAUCCAGCGUUCGCUGGGAGUGACGGUGAAGGUGAUGUUCGCUUUAGGAGUACCCGCAAUGGACACGGAUGCUAUUCAAGAGCGUCUCAUCCAAGAGGACCGUCGCCAUGCCGAUUUGAUCCAGCAGGACUUCAUAGACUCCUUCUACAAUCUGACCCUGAAGCUGAUCAUGCAGUUCCACUGGAUGCACCACCGCUGCGCUCACGCUCGCUUCCUCAUGAGCGCCGACGACGACGUCUUCAUCCACAUGCCCAACCUGGUGGAGUACCUUCAGGAUAUGAGCCGCCGAGGCGUUACUGACUUUUGGGUGGGGCGGGUGUACUGGGGGUCCCCGCCUAACCGCAGUAAAGACAGUAAGUACUAUGUUCCUUUUGAGAUGUACCAAUGGUGGUCUUACCCGGACUACACAGCCGGGGGGGGCUAUGUUGUGUCCGGCGACGUCGCCAACAAGAUCUACCAAGUUUCGCUGACACUGAACGCCUCGCUUUACAUAGACGAUGUAUUUAUGGGUAUCUGCGCCAAGGCUGUCGGCGUGUCACCGGAAGAUCACAUGUACUUCUCAGGGGAGGGCAAAGCACCCCAGAACAUGUGUAUCUACAACCACAUGAUGACCUCCCACGGCCACGUGGAGGACCUCCAUGACCUUUGGAAGGCAGCCACUCACCCUCAGGUGAAGGAGAAGACGUCUGGGAUCCUAGGCAGGCUGUACUGCAUGGCCACCAAGAUCUUUCUGCUUUGUAAACCCCAACAUUUCAACACCUACCCGUGUUCGGCCGCUUUUUACUGACUCAACAUUACCAAAUCCUCACGUGUGGCGUCUUCCUCUUAAUGUGACCGCAUCAACACGGGACUCAUGUGAGGUAUCUUGUUUUGAAGU